GUUUCACAGAUUUUAUAAAUGAAUGGUGAUUACGAUUUCUUGCUCCAAAAUACUUGGCUCAUGUUUUUCGAGACUGAUUUUCGAUUAAGCAGUCCGUUUAUGACGGUCGUCGCUACGUUUAUCAUAUUUAUCUUAUUGAUAUGUUUAGUUCGACUGUUCAUUUCUCCGUACAUUCUGACGACUGUUUAUGAUGAUUGUAACUUUCUUAAUUAUCAACAUCAAUAUGUUUUGCGUUUAAUAUUUGCCGGUAUUUCAUCUUCAUACCAACCUGAAUCGACAACAGUAACCGUACGUAUUGAUCAUUCCAUACGACGUUGUAGAGAAAUACCAUUUACACCGGAAAUAAUGGAACGUGCUACAUUGUACAAAGGUCUGAAUUGUGCAAAAAUAUUUAUCCGCACUUCCGAACGAUAUCAGGAUAUCAAAUGUGUCACCCUAUACCAUAAUGGCCGUGGAUCAAUAUUGGUUGAUUCGGUUGAACUACAGAAUGUGGACCAACCUAAUUCGAUUAUUGCUACAGUCCAAUUUCCCAUCGGCGAGGAACAAUACAUGCAAAAGGUUCGAGCAUUUCCUUUUGGUCGCGAAAAAUUAACUGAAAUUGAAGAGGACAUACGGCCUACGAGCAAUGUAACUUGUUUAGAGACCUAUUAUUUUAUCUAUGCAUCUUUGAACAUUAUAUAUGCACUAAACGCCUUCACUUUUAUGGCAAAAUGUUCGCACCCUGGAGCCGAAUGUCGUUUACAGAUGAUAUUCGUGCUUGGAUUGAUUUCCUGUGGCCUGAGUUGUUUGGCAUUUAUCAUACUCAUUCUGCCAUUUCGUUAUGUCAUCAAAGUCUAUUAUCAUAACAAUAUGGGUAGAGGAUUCUGCAAGUUGGCACGAUUCUUUUAUUUACUGAUUGUGCUUCUAAUUGCAUUUAUGACUGCUGGGUUUGCAUGCGAACUUUCGACCAAAAAUGAAUUUCAAACAGUGAAUGAUGCCAAUCAUUUGUUCCAAGCUGAUACAUUUUGGCUUGUGACCACAGGAUUCAGUAUCUUCCUUUUUUUCUGUAUCAUUUGCAUGGCUAUACCAUUAGCCAUUUGUAUCAAUUACAUUAAAAUACCAUCCGACCAACAUUGGCGUCAACAGCUACAAGAUACAUAUGCUCGUGCACAACAACAGGCUUUUGGUCAAAAAAGACGACGGCGUCACACAACAACAACAACAAUCCAAAAUCGAAAUCGAUGGCAUAGUUAUCGUAGUGAUGAAGCACAAUCGCUUAUAACUAGCCGUACUCAAGCAAUCACUGAUAAUACUGGCCAAACGACGGAUGCGACUAAUGAUAUGGAUAGCUAUUACAAUAUGCUCAUCAAACGUAAAAAUGAAAUUAAAUCAAUCUCAACAUUUGUCAAACCAGGUAUUGUAAGCGGUGGCCUACGAAGACAUUUCCAACGACGACGACCAACACCAGCUGGCGCAACUAUCCCUGAUCGACAAGAGGAUUUGUCAUUUGGAAAACAUAAGCCCAUAGCUGAAAAGCCGUUACCGAUUGAACUUAAGCAGCCGAAAAGAGAUUCUCAAUUCAGUUCAGCUGGUGAAGAUUAUUAUCAAUUAAUGUUAAAACAUCAAAAAGUUCGAUCCGUAUCACAAUAUAAAGCUUUGGCAAAUUGAAUGAUGCUCUAGAUUGUAAACAGUUUACUAUUUAUUUUUUUUUAUUGUUCAAAACAUUCUAAAAAUUGAUUCUUAUAUACAGCUCGAAUAAAAUUGAU
Molecule: messenger RNA, 1745 nt
Organism: Dermatophagoides pteronyssinus (European house dust mite)
Lineage: Eukaryota; Metazoa; Arthropoda; Arachnida; Sarcoptiformes; Pyroglyphidae
Source: RefSeq, a predicted model, not a curated record